AUGGCAGUCGCAAUCUGCGCGAGAAAGCCAAAUGAAGUUGCCUGUGCCACGGGCGAUGGGAUCGAGAUCUGCGACAUGCAAAGCAAGCUUCAACGCCCAGCUAUGGGGUCUUCCUUUCGCAAGAGCAUUGCCCACCUUGCCCUAGCUCAGGGUGGCUACAUCGCGUACGAUCAUUUCGGUCAUCUCUCGGGCAAAAGUCAAUUUUCCCUUGAUACCGGAAAAGAUAUCCACGUAAAAGUCUGUUUUCCAAUACAACGUCGAUCAGUCUCGGUGGGAUCCGAAAGACUCCCAACGGAAAUUCUGAGCGACGACUGGUAUGCAGCUGGACCGAUGAGUAUCGCAGAUGGCAGCAUAAUUGCCGAGAGGGUAAUCGAGCCGACCGAUAAAUCGGCACAAUGGGGCAACCGUCCCGAUAUUGAUCCGAAUACGGAGUACCCUUCUGGCUUUCGCUGUUAG
This is a messenger RNA of Penicillium paradoxum, 456 nucleotides long. Its product is annotated as Eisosome protein 1. NCBI's taxonomy places the organism in Eukaryota, Fungi, Ascomycota, Eurotiomycetes, Eurotiales, Aspergillaceae. The transcript has a single exon. The record is from RefSeq and is a predicted model, not a curated record. The coding region runs from base 1 to 456 and encodes 151 amino acids.